AUUAUGAGACUGAGUAGAGAAUCACUGAGUGGGACAGCUGCUGGGCAAGUCGUCAACUUACUCUCAAACGAUGUUAAUCGGUUUGAUUCUGUAGCAUUAUAUCUACAUGUUAUUUGGGCAAUACCUUUUCAAAUAGCUUUGUUGACUUAUUUUCUUUGGCAACAGGUUCAGCUAUCUUGCUUGGUAGGAAUAAUAUCGACGAUUUUUGUGAGCUUACCUAUUCAAGGAUACAUAGGAAAAGAAUGUGGAAAGCUGAGGCAGCUCAUAGCAGAGAAAACUGACAAAAGAAUGAAGUUGAUGAAUAGUUUAGUGUCUGGAAUACAAGUCAUAAAGAUGUACGCCUGGGAAAAGUCAUUCGAAAAAGUCGUCAAUGCGGCAAGAGCUUCAGAAAUCAACGACAUAAUGCGAACAUCAUAUCGAAGAGCAAUAUUGUUGAGUUUCAUGGUUUAUAUCCAGAAAAUUGCCUUAUUCGUAACUGUGACAUGUUAUUUUUUACUAGGAAAUGUAAUCACUGCGGAAAAAAUGUUUUCCAUGGCUCAGUUCUUCAAUAUUCUAAGGAAUUCAACGUCCUUUCUUUUUCCCUAUGCAGUGAGCAAUGGUUCUGAAGCGUUGACGUCCGUUAAAAGACUAGAGAUGUUUCUCCUUCUAGAUGAACAACAAACAAUACGUAAUGAAAUCAAUGAAGGAGAGGAGGUAACGCUGACAAAUGUUUCCGCUUGUUGGGUUCCCAAAAACUUUACACUGACAAACAUAACCCUACGAAUUCCACCAGGAUCAUUAUGUGCCGUCAUUGGACCAGUGGGAUCAGGAAAAAGCUCAUUUCUACAG
This is a messenger RNA of Leptinotarsa decemlineata (Colorado potato beetle), 828 nucleotides long. Its product is annotated as ATP-binding cassette sub-family C member 4. The record is from RefSeq and is a predicted model, not a curated record. Gene Ontology annotation, biological process: transmembrane transport. Gene Ontology annotation, cellular component: membrane. NCBI's taxonomy places the organism in Eukaryota, Metazoa, Arthropoda, Insecta, Coleoptera, Chrysomelidae. Gene Ontology annotation, molecular function: ATP hydrolysis activity; ABC-type transporter activity; ATP binding.